This is a messenger RNA of Odontomachus brunneus, 956 nucleotides long. RefSeq lists its product as uncharacterized. Lineage: Eukaryota; Metazoa; Arthropoda; Insecta; Hymenoptera; Formicidae. Bases 9 to 389 code for a protein of 126 amino acids. The transcript has 4 exons. The record is from RefSeq and is a predicted model, not a curated record.
CUACAACAAUGUGUAGGAAAUAUAAUCUUAAAAUAUUCUUUAUACAAAUAGUAACAGUAAUACUUAUUGUAAAUUUUAUUGCGGCCGGUUUAUUGGAAAAACUUACAGAGAAAACUUCGAAAGAUUCGGAUUUACAAACUGCGCACAAGACAGAAAUUUCAAAGCAAGAGACUGCCGAUAUUUUGUCAACAGGACAGUAUUUUCAAGACAUAUUUUCUGAACAUUUGACUCCUUUCAAAAUUGAGUUUGGUCAUGUUUGUGAAAAUCCCAUUGAAUGGGAACAAAGAUUUGAGCGAAGGGAUUUUGACAACAAUCGCCAUAGUGGCAAGAUAAAAUGGGGCAACAAGAGAGGACAUUACGGCGAACAGUAUUGGGAUUUAAAUCACUAAUACUGCAAUUCUAGACAAAAUUGUAAACCUCGUAAUUUGUUCUCGUAAGACUCGUAAGAACUUAUAAGUAAAUCUGCAAUUCUAUGCGGACCGUAUGUCAUAUGAUAACUCGUAAAUAUCUAUGAUUCUUUUUUUGUUUUUUUUCAUAAGCUAUGACUUUACGAUUUUACGAUUUACUUGUAUAUUUGCUUAGAAUUGCAGCAUAAAUUUUGCUAAGGGAUUAAUUGUUUAUAAGUAAUCAAUAUGAAAUAUUUUUAUAUACACAAAAAUUAUACAUAAUAUUAUUGCUAUAUCAUUAGUUAUCUAUCUAAUAAAAAUGUAAUAAACGUUUGCUUCAAAUAGUACAAUCAAAUUAUCCGGUUUCGAUUUCGACAAGUGCAGAGCAGCCAUUUUAUAAUCCUGGUAUUUUACCAGGACUAAAAUGUAGAGACUGAGUCCAGUAAGCAAGAAAUCAUUAAUACAACGUUGCUACAAUAAUAUUGAAAAACUUGUAAUAUUGUCAAAUAUAUAGUGUUUAAUAUUGUAUCAAACAUUAUUAUGAACAUACUUUGACCGCGAUUUGGAAGU